CCACGCCCACCCCCACACCCUCUUUCCCAAUAUCAAGAGACAGGGUUCUGAAAAAUUCCUAGAGGGAGGAAAACAGUACAGUUCACUGGAGUGCUUGUAACGGUCUGACUCAUUCAGUUAUCUGAGUUUAUUAACCCAAGCACCUGCAUCCAAGACACUUCAACAGAAUAUAUUCAAUUCCUGUGAACUUUGACAAAUUAAAAACAUGUUCCUGUUUCUCAGCUCCGUUCUGGUUAUGUCUGUGUUUUGGGAAGCUAAGUGCAACCAAGCAAGUAGCAACACCUCUUUCUUCCCUGAAGUACAUGGCGGCCUGUGGUCCCUUGACCUUUCCAAUAGAAACCUGAGCUCUAGCGACAUUUCUUGUGGGACAUUUAAGCAUUUACAAUUAAAAUACCUCAAUCUCUCAAACAACCACCUUGUGAUGUUCCCUCUCUGUUUGCCAGCAACCCUAAAAGUCCUGGAUUUAAGCAACAACAACAUUUCAGAGCUUACAGACCACAGUUUUCAAGACCUUUUGGAUUUGCAUACUUUGAUAUUAAGUCACAACAUCAUCAUACAGGUUUUGUUGAAUACAACUUUGAACCUAAAGGUUUUGGAUCUCAGUUACAAUCAGCUUGUAUCAUUGCCAGUGACAACAAACUGGACCAACCUCACUUACUUGUCCAUUGCAGAAAACCAAAUAGAAAAUGUUUAUCUAAAUGAUUUAAACACUUUCCAAUCCCUUGAGCAUCUGAACCUCGCAGGAAAUCCGCUUGCAUAUUUUAACACAUCAGGCAGGGCAGAUGUUUCUGCAAGCAACCUCAUUGAGCUGGACAUAAGGAAAACCAAUAUAACAAUGAACUUCAAAAACACAAGUUCACUGAACACUGGAAACUCCAAGAUUUUCAACAUUUUGCAGCAGUUGAGAUUCCUCUCCAUUGGAAACUGCAGUCUGAGCACAGUCGACUCAACAAAUACAAGUUCUUCAACUACGACCGGAAAUGACAAUGAAAGCGUAGUUAAUUGUGAGCUUGGGCUCCGUUUGCUUCUGUCUGAUCCUGGCAAGAAUCUUGAAAAGUAUAAAGCAACCACAAGUGCCAGUAUACAGAAUGCACUAGACAAUAUUGGAACUAUCAGAACAGAUGGGACAGCCAUUUCACCAGUUAAAGAGACAACAAAAUCUGCAGCUUCAGAAACUACUAGAGGAAUGACUACAGAGACUACACCAGUGACGGCAGUCACUUACACAUAUGUGGUACAAGAAAAAACUACAUCUACAAGAACAAACGGGACACCCACUUCCGCAAAUUCAGAGUCUACAAAAGCUGCAGCUUCAGAAACAACAAAAACAGCAACAGAGACUAAAAUAGCAGCUUCAGCCACCCCAAAAGCAGCUACAGAGAGCACCAAACACAGACCGCUGAGCAAGCCCACCAUUCCAUUUGAAGUAUUUGAUUAUCACUAUGAGUCUGAUUUACCAUCUAAACAUGAUCAAUUUAAUCCUCAAUUGGUGCCAUGUGACUAUGACCCCUGUAGAGACCGUCAAAUGCCUUGCUUGGACCUGCAGAAGCUGCAUAAAUGCUUAUGCCCAGGAAUGUCUACAGCCGCUACACGGCCAAACCCACCAACACUCAAAGCAGCAGCUGAGAUUACAUAUACAUCUGCCAACAUCCACUGGUGUGCUCCUUAUUCUACUGUAAGUGAGUACCAGCUUAAGGUAGAACGAGAAGACAGACUAGUGCAUCUGAAUGAUCACAUUCACGAAACGUUUAGAAGGUUUACUUUGUACGGGCUUCCAGCUGGCACAACACACCGUGUCUGUGUUGCAGCAAAGAACAAAGCAGGAACCUCUGAAGAUGUAUGCACUACAUUCAAAACUGAACACGAUUAUACAAUAUUCAUGUAUGCCUUCGCCACAGCUACAGGUUUACUUCUGCUUGUUGUAAUCAUACUGGCAGUAUGUCUGUACAAGAGGUCUAAAAAUCCACCUCCCCAACUUCCAUACCUUACAAACUCGAUCUCUAUACAGAACCCAGCAUUCAGCCACCCGAUGGGGAAGUAUGAUUUUUCAAAUAACAUAUAAAUGGGGUGAGAAACAGUAGUUUGCUUAAUUUGUUAAAAACUAGUUGAACCAAAUUUACCUCACAUCAGUUUUCUAAAUAUCCAUUUUAAAAUAAUAUAGUUUGAUAUCCAUGAAACUAUCUUGACCCUGCUUUCCUUGUUUAUAAACAGCAUAGAGAAGGAACAUCAAAUGUUAUAGUAUUUAUAAAAAACACAUUAUUUAAAUACUUCAUAAGUAAAAGCUUUGUGAACAUGGCCCAUGUAUCGCAAUACUGUUUUUCCUCCCUUACAUGUAUAGUGGUGCACUAAAUUGUAGACAGUUACCAUAAUAUUCAGUAUGGAAAGUUCUAUUUAGUAGUAUAUUUGACAAUAAUCUGCAUAUUAGUUAUGGGCAAGAAAGUAACAUGCAGUAACGCUUCAUUCAGACUUCACACUGAAGAGGGAACUUUGCUAAUCUCCCUGUAAAAAUAUCAUACUACAGUAUACAUUUAUGGAUAUUAAAACUAAGGAUAAGAA
Acipenser ruthenus (sterlet) is the source of this 2556-nucleotide messenger RNA. RefSeq names its product leucine-rich repeat neuronal protein 4-like. The record is from RefSeq and is a predicted model, not a curated record. The transcript has 5 exons. Gene Ontology annotation, molecular function: protein binding. The coding region runs from base 206 to 2062 and encodes 618 amino acids. NCBI's taxonomy places the organism in Eukaryota, Metazoa, Chordata, Actinopteri, Acipenseriformes, Acipenseridae.